GGAAAACAAAUUGGCGCUAAUCCAAAAGAAAAAAAAAAUAAAGAUAAACCCUAAGGAGAACAGAAUCCUAUCUCUCCUUGUUUUCUCCUCUACUCAACUGCGUCUCUGUGGCGUCCUCUCUCUAUCUCACAUCUUUGAAGCUCUCUCAGACCACUAUCUCUCACGGAGGGUUCCUCCACCACCGCCAACAACACCGUCAAGGAAAGAGUCGGAGCAUUUCCAAAAUUUAGCUCAAGUUCAAGAUCUUAAGUGCAGGUUAGAUGACAAUUGGAUCCUCAAAUUGUUGAUAGAAAACAGAGCCCCAAAAUUAGUCAGUGUCAUCACCAGGUUUACUAGUACAUAAAAUGGAAGGAAAAUCAUGUUAAAUGAAUAGGUGUCACUGUGACAAACGGCGAUGUGUACAAGCAAAUGAACCUUCACUUCCAAAUUCUUUGCAAGAUGAACUUGAUGUUCGUGAUAUGCCUAUCUCUAAUAGAACUACCCAAGGGGCUAUUGCUAGUACCAUUAUCCAAAGGCCUACUGUUGAAGGUCCAGAAAAAGAAAUGCGUGGAAAGACAAGAGGUUUAAAUGCUGAUAAGGUGCAUGAGCAGCUUAGUACUAAAAUACCUGUGACUUUCAAGAAAGAAAAUGGCAGACCCACAGGUCCAUAUGCAGAAAUGUUUGCUAAUGAAAUUGGAUUCACCAUUCGGAACCAUGCACCUCUGAAUGUGAAAAAAUGGAAGGAAGUAAAACCAGAAGAUAGGACAAGUUUGAUCAAAAGAAUAAUUACUAAGUACAACAUUGACAUGUCUCUACCUUGGGAGCAAUUGAACACUUUGAAAUGGAGUACAAAAGCAUUAAAAAGGGUUGGGACUUGGGAGCGAAAGAAUUAUGGGAUCAAAUGGUUAAGAUGCGAACUGAGACAACCCUUCUUGAUGGGACUCGAACCAUGAAUGAUGAUGAAAUAUGUGCAAAGGUUCUUGGAGUAAAAUCAGGCUACAUCAAGGGUUGUGGUUUUGUCCCUAGACCUCCACCAUCUAGCACUUCUCGAUCGUCAAUAGAUGAAAUGUCUGAGAAGAAUAAAGAGUUAGAAGAUAAACAUGAAGAGACCCAAGAUACUAUAAAGGCUCAACAAGAAAAGAUUGAUGCACAAAACGUGCUGAUCCAAGAAUUGCAGGAGCAAGGCAAAAGUUUGAGCAGUUCAUGGCAUCUUUAUGAUCCAACAAGCAUCAAGUUAGUUAUGCGUAUCUAGGAUUUAGUAUCAGUUAAACAAGUUCAUUGAUUUUUGGAUUAUUUUUAGUUCAGUAUUGACUUUAGACUAUUCCAAUUUGUAGUUAUGGUAGACAACAUUAUGAAUUAUUAUUUUGUUUAUUGUUUAACAAGUUUUCAAUAAGAAUCCUCUUUUUAGAAUAAA
Messenger RNA from Rosa chinensis, 1393 nucleotides. RefSeq lists its product as uncharacterized. Bases 366 to 932 code for a protein of 188 amino acids. Lineage: Eukaryota; Viridiplantae; Streptophyta; Magnoliopsida; Rosales; Rosaceae. The transcript has 7 exons. The record is from RefSeq and is a predicted model, not a curated record.